AUGCCGCACAUCGAAGUCAUCCCCAUCACCAGCGGUGCCGCUCCAGCGCCCGGCUGGGCGUAUGUGCCCGAUACCGGCUAUGACCCGAGCAAAGUCGCCAUCAACCCGAGCGCUCGCAAGCGUACUGCUCGCCAGAACGUUGGCGGAGCGCCUGACCUUACCGCCCGUCAGCAGACGCAGCUACACAAACGUAUUGCCGAACUUGACCAGGAUAAUCAGAAGGAGGUUGCGCUUCCAGCUAAGUUCUUCCGCAGGACCAUCAGCAGCCCAGAGCAGUCGCUCAAAGAAGACGCUGGCGUCGCGAACGAAGCGUAG
Molecule: messenger RNA, 315 nt
Organism: Lasiodiplodia theobromae
Lineage: Eukaryota; Fungi; Ascomycota; Dothideomycetes; Botryosphaeriales; Botryosphaeriaceae
Product: Hit finger domain
Exons: 2
Coding region: 1-315 (104 amino acids)
Source: RefSeq, a predicted model, not a curated record